Messenger RNA from Camellia sinensis, 2510 nucleotides. It is a transcript of the gene MFP2, whose product is annotated as multifunctional protein 2. Gene Ontology annotation, molecular function: (3S)-3-hydroxyacyl-CoA dehydrogenase (NAD+) activity; NAD+ binding. Gene Ontology annotation, cellular component: peroxisome. Gene Ontology annotation, biological process: fatty acid beta-oxidation. Lineage: Eukaryota; Viridiplantae; Streptophyta; Magnoliopsida; Ericales; Theaceae. The record is from RefSeq and is a predicted model, not a curated record.
GCCUUCAAUAAAUACCAAACAAACCCAGCCAACCUACACCUCUCUCUCUCUCUCCAUCCAUUACAAUUUCAUACCCAGCGAGCAAGCAAGCACACAGAUCAGUGAUAUUUCUAGAGAGAGAAAAAGAUUUUUGAUUUCUAGAGAGAGAAAGGAGUGAAGAAGAAUGGGGAGUAACCCUAAGGGAAGAACGGUGAUGGAGGUCGGAGCUGAUGGAGUCGCCGUCAUCACCAUCAUCAACCCUCCCGUCAAUUCCCUCUCCCUUGAUGUAUUACAGAGCCUGAAAGAUAGUUUUGAUCAAGCCUUACGAAGAGAUGAUGUGAAGGCAAUUGUUGUUACUGGUGCAAAGGGCAAAUUUUCUGGUGGUUUUGAUAUAACUGCUUUUGGUGGAUUCCAAGGGCGAAAGAUUCCAGCACCAAAACCCGGUUUUGUAUCAGUAGAGAUUCUUACUGACACUGUCGAAGCUGCAAGAAAACCUUCAGUUGCUGCUAUUGAUGGCCUCGCCUUGGGUGGAGGAUUAGAGGUUGCAAUGGCUUGCCAUGCACGAAUAUCUACUUCGAGUGCUCAACUAGGCUUGCCUGAACUUCAGCUUGGGAUAAUUCCAGGAUUUGGAGGUACACAGCGGCUUCCACGCCUUGUUGGCCUAUCUAAGGCCCUUGAAAUGAUGUUGAUGUCAAAGCCAGUUAAAGGGGAGGAAGCCCUCAGUUUGGGUCUAGUGGAUGCCAUUGUCUCACCUGAUGAGUUAGUAAACACUGCUCGUCAGUGGGCCCUAGAUAUUUUGGAGCGCAAGAGACCAUGGGUUGCCAGCCUGAACAGGACCGAUAAGAUAGAGCCUCUUGGUGAGGCAAGAGAAAUACUCAAGUUUGCUAGAGCUCAGGCCCGAAAACAAGCUCCCAACCUCGAGCAUCCAAUAGUUUGCAUUGAUGUUGUUGAAGAGGGUAUAGUUUCUGGUCCUCGUGCUGGGCUUUGGAAGGAAGCUGAAGCUUUCCAGGGACUUCUGCAGUCAGAUACUUGCAAGAGCUUGGUCCACGUCUUCUUUGCUCAACGUGGAACCACAAAGGUUCCUGGGAUAACUGAUCGGGGUCUGGUACCAAGACGAAUAAAUAAGGUUGCUAUUCUCGGUGGAGGAUUGAUGGGCUCUGGAAUAGCAACAGCUUUGAUUCUUAGUAAUUAUCCGGUGAUCCUGAAAGAAGUGAAUGAUAAGUUCCUACAGGCUGGUAUAGGUCGAGUCAGAGCCAAUUUGCAAAGCCGCGUCAAGAAAGGGAAAAUGACUGAAGAGAAGUUUGAAAAAACCCUCUCUCUUCUCAAGGGUGUCCUUGACUAUGAAAGCUUUAGAGAUGUAGACAUGGUCAUAGAGGCUGUUAUUGAAAAUAUCUCGUUAAAGCAACAAAUUUUUGCUGAUCUUGAAAAGUAUUGCCCUCCGCACUGCAUACUUGCAAGUAACACUUCCACAAUUGACUUGAACUUGAUUGGGGAGAAGACAAAGUCCCAUGAUCGGAUUAUUGGGGCCCAUUUCUUCAGUCCAGCUCAUGUCAUGCCACUUUUGGAAAUUGUGCGUACAGAGAAGACAUCUCCACAAGCAAUUGUUGAUUUACUGGAUGUUGGGAAAAAGAUAAAGAAAACCCCGGUUGUAGUUGGAAACUGCACUGGAUUUGCCGUUAACAGGAUGUUCUUCCCUUACACACAAGCUGCCAUUUUGCUUGUCGAACGUGGUGUAGAUCUCUAUCAGAUUGAUAGGGCAGUCACCAAAUUUGGAAUGCCUAUGGGUCCAUUCAGAUUGUGUGAUCUGGUUGGCUUUGGUGUUGCAAUCGCAACUGGUAUGCAGUUUGUUGAAAAUUUUCCAGAGAGAACCUACAAAUCAAUGCUAAUCAUGCUCCUGCAGGAAGAGAAGAGAGCAGGUGAAAGUUCUCGCAAAGGGUUCUAUAUUUACAAUGACAAACGCAAGGCACGCCCAGAUCCUGAAAUAAAGAAAUUUAUUCAGAAGGCAAGGGAGAUUUCUGGUGUGAAUGUAGACCCUAAGCUGAUGAAGUUAUCUGACAAAGACAUUGUGGAGAUGAUAUUCUUCCCCGUGGUGAAUGAGGCCUGCCGAGUCUUUGCUGAAGGUAUUGCAGUCAAAGCAGCAGACAUUGACAUUGCUGCUGUCAUGGGCAUGGGGUUCCCACCUUACAGGGGAGGGAUCAUGUUCUGGGCAGACUCUCUUGGAUCAAAAUACGUUUGUUCGAGAUUGGAAGAAUGGUCAAACAUGUAUGGAGGAUUCUUCAAGCCUUGUGCGUUCUUGACUGAAAGAGCUGCCAAGGGGGCUCCUCUGAGUUCUCCUGUGAAGCAAGCAAAAUCUCGCCUAUAAAACAAUUUUCUGGUUGCGUCGUCGCCAAAUUUAGUUGUUCUUGUCUCUCUCUUGCUUGCUUUUCUUUCCCUUUAUUGAUGCUGGAGAAAUAAUGUAUGAGAUGUAUUUGGAACGGGAACAUGAUUGACACUUGAGAACUUAAAAGCAAUAAUGUGCUUGGUUUAAGUUU